Messenger RNA from Cheilinus undulatus (humphead wrasse), 1438 nucleotides. RefSeq names its product dimethylarginine dimethylaminohydrolase 2 (gene ddah2). The transcript has 7 exons. Gene Ontology annotation, biological process: arginine metabolic process; positive regulation of nitric oxide biosynthetic process. NCBI's taxonomy places the organism in Eukaryota, Metazoa, Chordata, Actinopteri, Labriformes, Labridae. The coding region runs from base 442 to 1314 and encodes 290 amino acids. The record is from RefSeq and is a predicted model, not a curated record. Gene Ontology annotation, molecular function: dimethylargininase activity; amino acid binding.
CAGGCAGCAGGCAGAGAGUGACUCUCCCCCAGCUGAGGGCAGCAGUGGUCACGGCUCCGUUACACAGUCCGUCUAAGAGAGAAGCAGAGGGAAAAAGAGAGCGAGAGGAAUAACGGGAACUGGGUCGGUUUGGGAUAUUAAAUUGUCCGGGGGAAACGCAGUUGAGUGAAGAGGCUACUACUCUGAAACGAAAAGGUUGGAUUGAUCUGAUUAUUCCUCUUGGUGUCUGCAGAUGGAGGAGUAACUUUUUGGGGCACUAAAGAGGCAGAGAGACAGGGAUAAAGAUGCUCUCCUCCCUCCUCCUGGACCCAUUAAUCCAUCCUGUUUGCUUCAUUUAGAUUCAGCAGCUGUUUCUACAAGAGUAGACUUAAAAAGUUGCAGACACACAAAUACACAUUUUUAUUACCUUGUUUUCUGGCAUUGAAGGUCGGUAUUUAAGCAAUGGCAAACAUUUGCCGAUAUGGCAGCUUCACCCACGCCGUGGUGCGAGGCAUCCCAGAGACCUUUGGGAAAGCUGAGGCGGGGGACAGUCGUGAGAACGGGGAUAUUUCUGUGGACCUGGCCAAAGCUCAGCGGCAGUUUGGGUGCCUGACAGGAGCUCUGAGGCAGAAAGUUGGCCUGCAGCUGAUCGAGAUCCCCCCUGACCCCGAGCUGCCAGAGAGCUGGAGGAUAGAGGAUGUGGCAGUCAUCCAGGGAGACACAGCGCUCAUGACAAGGCCCUACAAGCAUCAGAGACGCAGUGAGGCGGAGGCAGUGAGGAGGGUGAUGUCGGAGCUAAACCUGACCGUGGUUGAGAUGGGGACAGACGGGGAUUCUGGAGGGGCCACACUUGAAGGCAGUGACGUCCUCUUCACAGGAAGGGAGUUCUUUGUCGGCCUCUCCUCCCACACUAACCGCAGUGGGGCUGAAGUGCUGGCGGACACUUUCAGGGACUUUGCCGUGUCCACUGUUCCUGUCUGUGGCGGAGCCCGACUGAAGAACAUCUGUUCUAUGGGGGGUCCAGAUGCGAUCAUCAUCAACAACAGUGACGGGGCCAAGAAGACACUCCGGAUGAUGGAACAGCUGACCGAUCACCACUACGAAGUCCUGACUGUUCCUGAGGAAUCAGCUGCAAACUGCGUCUACAUCAGAGGCCCUUCUAGUCGAGACUUCCUGCUCCAUCGGCCUGCAGAGGAAUGUCCUGACAGUGUGGCUGCCUUCCAGAAGCUCCAGGACUACACCCUCCUGCCUACAGCCUGCAGCGAGGCCUCCAAACUGGGAGCCUCUCUGUCCUCGCUGUGCCUGCUCAUUAACAGAAAACACACAUAUUUCUAAAAACACAGCCACAUACCUGUCAGUUUAUCACAUGAUUGACCUGAACAUGUUCACAGCAGGACGGGGGGGCAUGAAAACAGGUCACAUAACUGAUUUCCACAGAUUAAAAUUCUUUUUCUAUUUA